Drosophila willistoni is the source of this 1847-nucleotide messenger RNA. Its product is annotated as lipase 3. NCBI's taxonomy places the organism in Eukaryota, Metazoa, Arthropoda, Insecta, Diptera, Drosophilidae. The record is from RefSeq and is a predicted model, not a curated record. Gene Ontology annotation, biological process: lipid metabolic process. The transcript has 3 exons. Bases 267 to 1622 code for a protein of 451 amino acids. Gene Ontology annotation, molecular function: hydrolase activity, acting on ester bonds.
AAAAACCAGCAAAAAUUAUUAAUACAACAAAGUAAAAAAUAAUUCGCAGUUUAGUAUCAAUUCGUAAGGCUAACUGAACAGGCCGUGGUCGUAGGGUGGUGUUUGUGUCUGGUGUAAAUUAAAAUUGAUUGCAAUUGGCCAAACGUUGUGUAAAGUGGGUCAGUUGGUUGUAAUUUUUUGGAGGUCCCAGCCCACUCCACUUCAACACUGCAGCAAAGUUUGUUCCGCUGCUCAACUCUAAGCUCAAAAAAAAUUAUUAUUGCAAAAUGUUGCACAAACUGUUAAUGCAAUGGCCAAAAGCACAAGCCAACUACAACGAUAGCAACACCAGCAACACCGGCAACACAAACAGUAGCAGCAGCCGCAACAACAACAACAACAACAACAACAUUAACAAUAACUGCAAAUCAGUUUUGUUACUACUUUUGCUCUUACUACUCCUCAGCUGGCAAAUCAAGUCCGCGGAUGGCCAUAAAGUGACGGCAUCUCUCAUAACGAAUCACAAUUAUCCAGUUGAGGAGCAUACGGUCCAUACACCGGACGAUUAUAUACUUACCAUCUAUCGCAUUCCCACAUCACCGAAACGUCAACAGUUGAAUGAAACUCUUGGACAGAAAAAACCUGUUGUUUUCCUACAACAUGGCAUAUUGUGUGCCUCUGAUGAUUGGAUUAUCAAUGGACCAGAAACCUCGUUGGCCUACAUGUUUGCCGAUGCCGGCUAUGAUGUUUGGUUAGGCAAUGCCCGUGGUAAUACCUAUUCGCGCCAACAUAAGAGUUUACAUCCAGACACCUCAGAUUUUUGGAAAUUCAGUUGGCAUGAGAUUGGUGUCUAUGAUUUGGCAGCAAUGCUGGACUACAGCCUGUCGGAGAGUAAUCAGACAUCGUUGCAUUUUGUGGCCCAUUCACAGGGAACAACAACUUUCUUUGUGCUAAUGUCCUCGCUGCCGUGGUACAAUGAAAAAGUGCGAUCGGUGCAUUUAUUGGCCCCCAUUGCCUAUAUGAGAUAUCAUUCAUUUAUUUUAUCCAAAUUGGGUGGAAUUUUCUUAGGAUCCCCAUCCUUUCUCAGCUGGGUGCUAGGCAGCAUGGAACUUUUGCCAAUCACGAAGGUUCAGAAACUGAUGUGUGAGCAUGUCUGCUCGGAGGGAUCGAUGUUUAAGUUCCUGUGUAAGGGUCUACUCGAUUUCAUCGGUGGUUGGGGUACAAGACAUUUGAAUCAUACUCUUUUAACAGAUGUGUGUGAAACGCAUCCGGCAGGUGCCUCAACUAGUCAAAUUAUUCACUACCUCCAGUUAUAUACAUCCGGAGAUUUUCGGCAGUAUGAUCAUGGCAAGGAGCUGAAUGAGAUCAUCUAUCAACAGUCCACACCACCAUCAUAUAAUGUACAGAAUAUUCACAGUUGUGUUCAUAUGUACUAUAGCGAUAAUGAUUAUAUGUCGGCAGUGGAAGAUGUUGAAUAUUUGGCCUCACAAUUACCGUGUGCCGAUCUGUAUCGUAUACCCUUCGAUGAUUGGAAUCAUUAUGACUUUUUAUGGUCAAAUAAUGUUAAAGAAGUUAUAAAUAAUAGGAUAAUAGAUCAAAUCCAUAGAUAUGACUUAGAGCACGCAACGGGAUUGAGUUUCUAAUUAACUAAUGUAGGAGAGAGAGUGCGCCAACAAUGUGAACAAUUUUAGCCAAAUUAUAUAGAAAGUACUUUUAAUUCUAAUUGUUGUAUAUGUAAAUACUUAAGUGUAAAUAAUCUGUAGUUAGCAAUUGUUUUUUUUGGAAAAUGAGCCUAUGCGUGAUAUUAAUGUUUACUUGGUAGUUAAUAGAUUUUAAGCUUGCCUAAGGUUUGUGAAAUGCUUUAACGA